This is a messenger RNA of Neofelis nebulosa (Clouded leopard), 5092 nucleotides long. It is a transcript of the gene ZFP62, whose product is annotated as ZFP62 zinc finger protein. Gene Ontology annotation, biological process: regulation of transcription by RNA polymerase II. Gene Ontology annotation, molecular function: DNA-binding transcription factor activity, RNA polymerase II-specific; RNA polymerase II cis-regulatory region sequence-specific DNA binding. The record is from RefSeq and is a predicted model, not a curated record. Bases 1220 to 4003 code for a protein of 927 amino acids. The transcript has 3 exons. Lineage: Eukaryota; Metazoa; Chordata; Mammalia; Carnivora; Felidae.
GAAGAGGCUUCUAGACUCAGGGACAACCGGGAUGUGAAAGAUGAACGGGAAGUGCCAGGGCUGGGUGUGCUGCUCUAAAAACGUUUAGACUAGGUGGCCACUAGGUUGUUUUCUAUUUGAAAGCCCGAGGGUUUUGUUUUGUUAAUAAUUUUCUAAAUAUGUUUACUAAUAUAUUUAAUACUCCUAUGGUUUAGAUGUUUAAUAUAAGCAGUUAUCAGUGACAAGGUUUGCUCCCGCUCAGUCAUCUUCUCAUGCCCAAACCCCUAGACAGUUACAUUUGUUAGAGUGUAACCAUCCAGUUUGUUUAUGCAAAUACUGGGCAAAUGUGAAUGUAGUUAGUUCCCCUUUUUUCACAGAGGUGAUAGGGUAUGCUCCAAAGUUCUGUCCCCUUGCUUUUUUCCUUCUACUGUAUUUUAGGCAUCAUCAUAAUACAAAGAGCUUUGAAAACAACAACAAAACAGCACUGUGGUAACAGAUUGACUAUUGUUUGAGUGUUUUUAAUAUUCCAUAAUUUUUUAGAUCUGUUUGGAGCCAUUUGGGUUGUUUUCAAUUUUUUGUUACUUCAUCAAUGAUGCACUCAAUGAGGUUCUACUAGGACAUACUUUAGCAAGGGUUUUUAAAGAAGAGAUCAGUCAAAAUAAUUUUUGUUUAACAUUAACUCAGCCAGUUACUGGUAAAUUGUUAAACAUGCCAAAUCAUUAUUAUAACAGUUCGUGUAGAGUGCUUAAAGAACAAAUAAGACCAAGUAGGUUUUCUCUCCUGAUCUUGUGUUUAUGAUGGUUAUUAGCUUUAUGCUAGCCUAAUAAUCUAAUUCUGUUAAUGACUCCCUUCCAGCCAGUCUCUGCCCAUUUAGCUUCAGAAAAUCUCUCAGUCUCCCUUUCAGAAUCUCCUCUGCUUACCUUUUUCCUCAGGAUGACUAGAAAUCUCUUCACCACUACCAGAUGAAUAGAGGUGGAUGGGCCAAGGCCAAAGGGAAUGAUGGAGCAUGGUCCCUGAUAAAAGAUGUGCUGCAGCUGAUGAUUAUGGGAUUCCACUGCCUGCCCUCACAUUUCAGCAACAUGAACUACUCUGCCCAAAGUAGUAGAGACAAGUAGAGUACUUUCAAGAGGAACAAAGAAGCCCUGCUUGAGCCCUAAAAUCUGUUCUAGGAAGGAAUUUACCUUUCCUGAGUCCUGUGCUUUAUACCCAGGUUCCAACUCGAAUCAAAUAACCCGACCUCAUGUCACAUUUGAAGACGAGGGGCACUGAGAAUGAGGAAUCACCUGAAAAGUAUGAAAAUGAUGGAAAUGCAGAAUCUGUGUGGCCAAAAGUGGAAGGUUUUCACAAGGAUCAUAUACAGGAAUCUAAGGUUGGUGAAACUUGUGAUUGGGAUAGCAAGGUAGAAAGUCAUUUGGAAAAUCCGGAGGGAAAAAGGAGGAUGGAAGACAAAAGUGGCACCAGGGAAAAGAUUGGCAAAGCCAAGAACACAGCAAAUAUAAAGAUGGAACAGGAAGAUGAGGCAUCUGAGAAAAGCUUGUAUCCAAGCUCAAAACAUAUUACACACCAGACUGUCCCUAUAGAACAGAUAAGCAGUGAACAAGACAAAUGUGUGGAGAACCUUAAUGGAAACUCUCAUCCUGGUCUACAGCAGAAAACCAGUGCUGCUAAGAAAUCACAUAGAUGUGAGGAGUGUGGGAAAUCGUUCAAAUACAAUUCGCGCCUUGUUCAACAUAAAAUUAUGCAUACUGGGGAAAAACGCUAUGAGUGUGAUGACUGUGGAGGGGCUUUCCGGAGUAGCUCAAGCCUUCGAGUCCACAAACGGAUCCAUACUGGGGAGAAACCGUACAAGUGUGAGGAAUGUGGGAAAGCCUACAUGUCAUACUCCAGCCUUAUAAACCAUAAAAGCACCCACUCUGGGGAGAAGAACUGUAAAUGUGAUGAGUGUGGGAAAUCCUUCAAUUACAGUUCUGUGUUGGACCAGCAUAAGAGGAUCCACACAGGGGAGAAGCCCUACGAAUGUGGUGAGUGUGGGAAGGCUUUCAGGAACAGCUCUGGUCUCAGAGUCCACAAAAGGAUCCACACAGGGGAGAAGCCCUACGAAUGUGACAUCUGUGGGAAAACUUUCAGUAAUAGCUCCGGCCUUAGGGUCCACAAAAGGAUACACACAGGCGAGAAACCUUAUGAAUGCGAUGAGUGUGGGAAGGCCUUCAUUACUUGCAGAACACUUCUAAACCAUAAAAGCAUCCACUUUGGAGAUAAACCUUAUAAAUGUGAUGAGUGUGAGAAAUCAUUUAAUUAUAGCUCUCUCCUCAUUCAGCAUAAAGUCAUCCACACUGGAGAGAAACCUUAUGAAUGUGAUGAAUGCGGGAAGGCCUUCAGGAACAGCUCAGGCCUUAUAGUGCACAAAAGGAUCCACACGGGAGAGAAACCUUACAAGUGUGAGGUCUGUGGCAAAGCGUUCAGCUAUAGCUCAGGCCUCGCAGUUCAUAAAAGCAUUCACCCUGGGAAGAAAGCUCAUGAAUGUAAGGAUUGUGGAAAAUCCUUCAGCUAUAACUCACUUCUCCUUCAGCAUAAAACCAUUCACACUGGAGAGAGACCUUAUGUUUGUGACUUGUGUGGGAAAACAUUUAGGAACAAUUCAGGCCUCAAAGUCCAUAGGAGGCUCCAUACUGGGGAAAAACCAUAUAAGUGUGAUGUUUGUGGGAAAGCCUAUAUCUCACGCUCUAGCCUUAAAAACCACAAAGGAAUCCAUCUUGGGGAGAAACCCUAUAAAUGUAGUUAUUGUGAGAAGUCUUUCAAUUACAGCUCUGCCCUUGAACAACAUAAAAGGAUUCAUACAAGGGAAAAACCUUUUGGAUGUGAUGAGUGUGGAAAAGCCUUCAGAAAUAAUUCAGGCCUUAAAGUACAUAAACGGAUCCACACUGGGGAGAGACCUUACAAAUGUGAAGAAUGUGGGAAAGCCUACAUCUCACUCUCAAGCCUUAUAAAUCAUAAAAGUGUACACCCUGGGGAAAAGCCCUAUAAGUGUGAUGAGUGUGAAAAAGCUUUCAUCACAUACCGAACCCUUAUAAACCACAAAAAAAUCCAUCUUGGGGAGAAGCCCUACAAAUGUGAUGUAUGUGAGAAAUCUUUUAAUUACACUUCACUCCUUUCUCAACACAAAAGGGUCCACACUAGAGAGAAACCUUAUGAAUGUGACAGGUGUGAGAAGGUCUUCAGAAACAACUCAAGCCUUAAAGUGCAUAAAAGAAUCCACACGGGGGAGAAGCCCUAUGAAUGUGAUGUGUGUGGAAAAGCCUACAUCUCACACUCAAGCCUUAUUAACCAUAAAAGUACCCACCCUGGCAAGACUCCCUACACAUGUGAUGAAUGUGGAAAAGCUUUUUUCUCAAGCAGAACUCUAUUAAGCCAUAAAAGAGUCCAUCUUGGGGAGAAACCCUUCAAAUGUGUUGACUGUGGGAAGUCUUUCAAUUACAGUUCACUCCUUUCUCAACACAAGAGGAUUCACACAGGGGAAAAACCUUAUAUAUGCGAUAGGUGUGGAAAGGCAUUCAGGAACAGCUCAGGCCUGACAGUGCAUAAAAGGAUUCAUACGGGCGAGAAACCCUAUGAAUGUGAUGAGUGUGGGAAGGCAUACAUCUCACACUCAAGUCUUAUUAACCAUAAAAGUGUCCACCGUGGGCAGCAGCCCUAUAAUUGUGAGUGUGGGAAAUCCUUCAAUUACAGAUCAGUUCUUGACCAACACAAAAGGAUCCACACUGGAAAGAAGCCAUACCGAUGUAAUGAGUGUGGGAAGGCUUUUAAUAUCAGAUCAAAUCUCACCAAGCAUAAAAGAACCCAUACUGGAGAGGAAUCUUUAAAUGUGAUAAAUGUGGGAAGUCACAGUGACACAUCACAGAAGAGAACUCAUGAGGGAGGGAAUGCUCUGGAAGGGACCAAGAUGAGCAUAUCUGUAGGAGGCAGAGCUUACCAAGUCUCAACUCAAAUGGAAGAAAAACCUUAUGAAUGUAUGAAUAUCAUAUGAAUAUGAGGUAUUUGUUCAUGGCUUAUAAUUUACAUAGUAUAAAUGAAACUGAGUACUCUUCAGUAUGAUCUUCAGUCAUAGCCAGCAAGGAAGCCUGCAAUGUCAAGGUAGUUGAGCCUUUAUGGAACACAAAAUAGUUGAUACUGGGGAUAAAACCUAUCAAAGUGACAGAGUAUUUGAAAAACCUUCAAAGUAAGCAGACAUUUCUGGACAUAAAGCACAUGGAUAAGGAAAGGACUUCACUUAGAAGUCAUAUAGUCACUAUCAGAAACUUCAUAUUUGGUUAAAUUGUGUGAAUAGAAAUGGGGGGAAUUCAGCUAUAGCUUUGAAUCCCAAUUCUACAUUGAACAGUGGAAAAAAUACAAGAAUGGCCUCCAACAGGCAAAUUCAGGGAGAGAUAGGCUUCAGGGAAUAUAUAUUUAAGAGGAGUGAUCGUGAAGUAUAAGCUUGAUAUAACUGAAUAAUUUGUGAGGGGUGAUGACAUUUUGAAACAAAAUUGGGUUUUGUUGUAGGAAGAGUGGAAAAUGUAGACAUGAAUCUAAUAGGAAAUAGAGUCAUUAAAAAUGCAAGCUGAUUGGAUUAUACUGUUGUAAUGUUGUGAUACAUCAGUUGAAUGGACAAAACUUUUUAAAAAUUUCAAAUGAGCCCCCUCAAUGAAUGAUGAAGUGUGAGGAGUGAAAACCUCACACAUUGUGCUACAAAUGAAAGGUUCUACCAUAGAGAGAAAUUCAGCACAUUACAUAACUAAUGGAACAGGUCUUCAUGAAUUUGCACCUGCACAAAAAUCAUUGACUCAGGGAUUCCUAUGAGUAGGAAUGCUGAGAAGGUCAUUGUAUUGCAAGAGCUAAAAAGCUGAGUAGCUGUUGAUAAUAGAGGGAUCAGAGGAAAUUCAUGCUUAAUAAUCCUGUUAAAUGUUUGAUUGUUUUGGAAUGUGUUAUUGUAAAGAUUUCAUGCACUACAUGUGUGUCUUGUCUGUUGUAAAAUGUUAUGAAUACUAUGUUCAGGGCUCACUCUUUCUUGGCCAUGAAGAGCCAGAUGGUUGUGGUGAGGUAAGAUGGAACUCCAAUAAAGAAAUUCCUCAAAAGUAAA